This is a messenger RNA of Rubroshorea leprosula, 1009 nucleotides long. The record is from the annotation of a GenBank genome assembly. NCBI's taxonomy places the organism in Eukaryota, Viridiplantae, Streptophyta, Magnoliopsida, Malvales, Dipterocarpaceae.
UCUCUCUCUCUCUCUUUCUAUAUUUUUAGGUACCAUACGGUAGAUUAGAUCCACCGCCCUUUUCGCCGCCGGUACGAUGCCGUCUCGCCGUAGAACUCUCUUGAAGGUCAUCAUCCUCGGCGACAGCGGGGUGGGGAAGACCUCUUUGAUGAAUCAAUAUGUAAAUAAGAAGUUUAGCAAUCAGUACAAGGCGACCAUUGGAGCUGAUUUUUUGACAAAGGAAGUACAGUUUGAGGAUAGGCUCUUCACCUUACAGAUCUGGGAUACGGCUGGUCAGGAGAGAUUCCAGAGCCUAGGUGUUGCUUUCUACCGUGGUGCUGAUUGCUGUGUCCUUGUAUAUGAUGUCAACUCAAUGAAAUCUUUUGACAACCUUAACAACUGGAGAGAAGAAUUCCUUAUCCAGGCAAGCCCCUCAGAUCCAGAGAAUUUCCCAUUUGUUGUUCUGGGAAACAAAAUUGAUGUGGAUGGUGGGAACAGCAGAGUGGUGUCAGAGAAAAAGGCUCGAGCUUGGUGUGCCUCUAAAGGAAAUAUCCCAUACUUUGAGACCUCUGCCAAGGAAGGCAUUAAUGUGGAAGAAGCUUUCCAGUGCAUAGCAAAGAAUGCAUUGAAGACUGGGGAGGAAGAAGAGAUAUAUUUGCCAGACACCAUUGAUGUUGGAACUAGCAGCCAGCCGAGGUCAACAGGAUGUGAGUGCUGAAUAUAUUGUGAUUCUCGUUCUCCUGCAGCAAUAAAUAUCAUCAUGUGACAAAUGAUUCAGCUUCUCAAUCAUCUCAAUGCGAAUUCUUUAUGUGGCUACAUUGUACAUUAUUACUUUAGUAUCUGUGUGAAGCGAAUUGGUCUGUUAAAGUUGGUUGGAUUUAGUUACUUUGUUCCUUCUGUGUCAAGAUCUUGUUUGUUACCCUUUUUGCUAGCCUAUGGCACUAUCAAUUGUUGUUCUGGUACCAGUCGUUUCAUAUUUCAUUAUGAUUAUACUUUUUUGCCUAUAAUAAAGCGGUAGGCGUUGUGCCCC